Messenger RNA from Metarhizium brunneum ARSEF 3297, 366 nucleotides. Lineage: Eukaryota; Fungi; Ascomycota; Sordariomycetes; Hypocreales; Clavicipitaceae. The record is from RefSeq and is a predicted model, not a curated record.
AUGGACUCUGACGCUGCGCCCCCGUUCCCCGACGACGUCCCCACGGCGCCGCUGCUCCGGCUCUCGCUGGCCAAGCUCCGGGCGCGCGAGCCAGACGAGGUGCGCCGCUUCACCGCCGCCUGCGAGGCCCUGGGCUUCUUCUACCUCGACCUGGGCGGGGACGCCGUGCUGCAGCAGGCCGACGCGCUGUUCGACGCCGGCCGCGCGCUGUUCGACCUGCCGCUGGCCGAAAAGGCCCGGUACGACUUUUCCCGCCUCGGGACCUACAUGGGCUACAAGGCCGUGGGGGCGUCGGUCGCCGACGCGGCGGGCAACCUCGACCGCAACGAGUUCUACAACGUACGUCGGCAAGGACGACGUCUUUGA